Molecule: messenger RNA, 1168 nt
Organism: Salarias fasciatus (jewelled blenny)
Lineage: Eukaryota; Metazoa; Chordata; Actinopteri; Blenniiformes; Blenniidae
Product: thymidine kinase 2, mitochondrial-like
Exons: 10
Coding region: 121-873 (250 amino acids)
Biological process (GO): nucleobase-containing compound metabolic process
Cellular component (GO): mitochondrion; cytoplasm
Molecular function (GO): deoxynucleoside kinase activity; ATP binding
Source: RefSeq, a predicted model, not a curated record
UCCUCACUGCUGUGUCAGUGUGUGUAGUGUGAGUGCGUCAGAGUGUGUUCUAUGUGACAGUGUGCGUGUGUGUGUGUGGGAGUGAGCCAGAGAGUGAGACAGAGUGAACCAGGGAGUGAGAUGUGGGCCUCGGCUCGCCCCCGCCUCUCCCCGCUCCUCCUCCCGCUGCUCUCCGCUCGCUGCUCCGGAUGGAAGAGGCUUAGCACUGCGGGGAUCCGCCGCGCAGGAAAGCUGCAGCGGGACGGAGACCACAAGAAACCAGUGAUCUUUGUGGAGGGGAACAUUGCCAGUGGGAAGACCACGUGUCUGGAGUACUUCAGCAGAACCAGCGACAUCGAGGUCCUCACAGAGCCGGUCUCCAAGUGGAGGAACGUCCGAGGACACAAUCCUCUGGCUCUGAUGUACCAGGAUCCUGAACGCUGGGGCCUGACGCUGCAGACCUACGUCCAGCUCACCAUGCUGGACCGACACACGUCCACCACAGAGGCUGCAGUCAGGAUGAUGGAGAGGUCCAUCUUCAGCGCCAAGUACAUCUUUGUGGAGAACCUCUUCAGAAGUGGGAAGAUGCCCGAGGUGGACUUUGCCGUGCUCAGUGAGUGGUUCGACUGGAUCACCACCAACGUGUCCAUUCCUGUGGAUCUGAUUGUCUACCUGCAGACGGAUCCUGAGACGUGCCACCGGCGGCUGAAGCAGCGCUGCAGAGAGGAGGAGAAGGUCAUUCCACUGCUGUGUGUGUGUGUGUGUGUGGAUGUGUGUGUGUGUGUGUGUGUGUGUGUGUGUGUGUCCAGGAGUACCUGCAGGCCAUCCACGAGCUGUACGAGGACUGGCUGGUCAGACGGACCUCGUUCCCGCUGCCGGCUCCCGUCCUGGUGAUUCCUGCGGACGGCAAUCGUCAGAACAUGGAGCUCAAGUACGAAGAGAACCGAGAGCAGAUCCUGGCUGCUGCAAAGCUCUGAUCACACACACACACACACACACACACACACACACACACACACACACACACACACACAAACACACACACACACACUGAGCAGAGCUCUGAACCUGGGGGGACCUGAAGGAGACUCAUAGAGUUCUUCAUUUUUCUCAGUUUUAACUGAAGAAUGUUUCGAAUGUUUUUUUUCUCUGUUGGAAUCAAUAAAAUUGAUCGUUUUGAAGCUCCUGA